AUUGGCAUCUAUUACUACGUGCAAUAGUGAUGGCGGAUAAACUUGUUGAUGUUGAGUUGGCAGUUUGUUUUUUUUAGCUUAAAUUACUUUUGUUGUUCAAUCUUAUUUCUUUGAAGAGCCAACUUCACCUGCGCUGUAUAUAUUUUAAAUUUAGGCAUAUUAACACAGUUAAAAGCCACUAGUGUGCUUACUGCCGUUGUGUGUGUAUGCGGUCGCCACGCAGCGGUGCAGCAGCAAUCUGGGUUCACCUCAUUAGCUGCUGUAAUAGCCAGCUAAUACAUAUUGGGCUGCACUCAGAUCAACCCUCACAUUUUUACUUGUUUCCAUAAUUUUUUAAUAAGGCGGAGGAACUGAUGAGACCGUUGUCAUGACAUUGAGGAGAGGUGAGCCAGUCUGAAGGAAGCAUAGAUAUUUUUUAUAUCUAUGGAAGCGAGCAUGCAUCUAGUCUAGAUAAAACGUUACAGUGAGAAUGGAAAACUAAAUAGAUACUGUAAACGUGGUCAUCCUUUUGCUGCUGGGUGUGGCCUUCCUGAUCAUAGUUCAACGAAAUCUCCUUAACCUCAGUGACAUUUUACACAAGGAAAACCCAGAUGCUGGGAUGAUUCUUCCAUUUGAAUCCGAGUUGUCUCCGGAGCUCAGAGAAGAGUCGGUAAGGAAAGGAGAGGAGAUCCCUGUCCUCAUCACUGCUGCUGUGGAAAGACUCGGAGCUGUGGUUGCUGCCAUGAACAGCGUCUACCAGAACAGUAAAGCCAAUGUUGUUUUCACCAUAGUGACCCUGAAUGACACGGUGGAUCACCUAAAUGUGUGGCUUAGUAAGACACGGCUUAAAAAUGUCAAAUAUAAAAUAGUUAUUUUCAAGCCUGAGCUCCUUAAUAGGAAGAUAUCUAAAGAUCCUCAGACACUGGAAGCUGCCAAACCAUUAACUUUUGCCAGGUUUUAUCUACCUUUAUACAUACCCGAGGCAGAGAAAGCCAUCUAUUUGGAUGACGAUGUCAUUGUACAAGGGGACAUUCAGGAGCUUUAUGAAACCAAUCUCAAACCAGGACACGCAGCCGCCUUUUCUGAUGACUGUGAUUCAGCAUCUGCUAAGGGCAUCAUUCGAGGGGCUGGAAAUCAGAAUAACUAUAUAGGCUUUCUGGACUUCAAGAAGGACGCUAUCAAGAAGCUGGGGAUGAGGGCUAACACAUGCUCCUUCAACCCCGGGGUCAUCCUCGCCAACCUGACGGAGUGGAGGAACCAGAACAUCACCCGGCAGCUGGAGAACUGGAUGGAACUUAACACACAGGAGGAUCUGUACAGUAAGACACUGGCAGAGAGUAUCACCACCCCCCCACUCCUCAUUGUUUUCUACAAACGUCACUCCACGAUUGACCCCAUGUGGCAUGUCAGGCACCUUGGCAUGACAGGUGCUGGAAACCGCUACUCUCUCCAGUUUGUGAAAGCUGCCAAACUCCUCCACUGGAAUGGACACUACAAGCCCUGGGGGAGAACAUCCUCCUUUUCUGACGUGUGGGACAAGUGGUUCAUUCCAGACCCCACAGGAAAAUUUCAUCCCGUGCGAAAACAUGCAGGGGACAACUAGACCGAAAAGUUGGUUUUAGUAAGCUUUUAAGCAGCCAGGCCUUCCCAGCAGGACUACGCCUCGCUCGCAUCUCAGGAACUAAGUAAGGCCUAUUCACUUUCAGGUGCUAUCAUCCUAAGAACAUGUGGACCCUGUGUACUCUCGCCUUCCCUUGAACAUGCUCCUUUUUUCUAUAACCAUUGCGUCUUAUUAUUCUUAGAGCGCACAAAUAUUUCACAUUUCUUUAGUCCUCAAACGUUCACUAGAGUCCUAGACCAUUUUUUAACCAAUGAUAAAAACAGUGUUUAAUGAAAAGACGUUAAAUAUAAUAUAAUGUAGCAUCGGUGAAGCCACCCAUUGGUUUGUGGACGGCCGUUUUAAAGCCAGCAGUUUGCAUUUUGGCCUUUGCCAUAUUGGUAUUUUGAAACCUGAUUUUCGCAUCCAGUUUGAUUUCCCCCUGCUGGAAAUA
Etheostoma cragini (Arkansas darter) is the source of this 2030-nucleotide messenger RNA. RefSeq names its product glycosyltransferase 8 domain containing 1 (gene glt8d1). Lineage: Eukaryota; Metazoa; Chordata; Actinopteri; Perciformes; Percidae. Gene Ontology annotation, molecular function: glycosyltransferase activity. The transcript has 9 exons. Bases 599 to 1582 code for a protein of 327 amino acids. Gene Ontology annotation, cellular component: Golgi apparatus. The record is from RefSeq and is a predicted model, not a curated record.